Messenger RNA from Drosophila albomicans, 1329 nucleotides. RefSeq names its product peritrophin-48-like. The coding region runs from base 20 to 1171 and encodes 383 amino acids. Gene Ontology annotation, cellular component: extracellular region. The record is from RefSeq and is a predicted model, not a curated record. The transcript is spliced from 3 exons. Lineage: Eukaryota; Metazoa; Arthropoda; Insecta; Diptera; Drosophilidae. Gene Ontology annotation, molecular function: chitin binding.
AACUCGAAACUUGCAUACAAUGGCUGGAUACUACUUAUUGGCAACUGUGCUGUGCUUGGCUGUGGGUAAUGCCCUGGCAACCGCUGUCGUCCUCGAAGGAACCUACAAUGUUACCCAAGUGUGCACCAUGGUGAAAGCUGGCACUCGCAUUGGAGGCACUCAAUCAUGCGAUUAUUUCUAUACGUGCACAUCAUCGGGGCCCAAGAAGGCAACCUGCGCUACGGGUUACACCUACAACUAUAAGACACAGAGCUGUGUGCCCACUGGCCAGGCGAGCUGCUACUAUGGCCUGGCGAAUCCAUGUGCCGGCAACACUGGCAACAAAUGGGUGCCUCAUGUGAGCAAUUGUCAAGCCUGGUAUUGGUGCAACGACGAUAAGAUUGCCGGCAACGGUGAGUGUGCUGAUGGACUCAAAUUCGAGAGUGCCACACAGAGAUGUGUGUACGGCAGAUGCAGCAGCAAUGUAGCGGGAUCUGGUGACGUGUCGAUCUGCAGUGUGGUGCCACCCAAUGUGUACUUUGGUGCCACCGAUAGCUGCAAGACCUGGAACUACUGCAGCGACAGCGGCGUGCUCUCAACCUCUGCCUGCAACUCAAGUGCAUUCAUUGUAUCCACUGGUGAGUGCGGUUACAGCUCGUAUCCCGGUGCCUGCGACAGAGUUACCAGCGAUCCAGUGCCUACAACCUGCACCACACUGGGCACUAAGCAAGCUGAUCCCGAGGUGUGUGGCAGUUAUUAUGUCUGCGACGGCAGCAUCUUCCAGUUGAACAAAUGCCCCACUGGCGCCUACUAUGAUGUGGCUAAGGAGACGUGUGUUUUGCGCCAAACCGCUGUUCCCAUUGCCACCUGCAAUCGCUGUCAGGAUACUUACAUUGGUUUUGCCAAUGCUGUCGAUGAUAAACUGUGUAACUCGUAUUAUUACUGCGAGCACGGCGAGCAUGGAUCGACUUCAACUUGCCCAACUGGUAAAUAUUUCAAUGAAGAACUUCAAGCAUGCGAUGACGACAAUGACUUGGCUACAUAUGUGAUUGAUAAUGGCGCCUGCUCCGGGGCUAAAGCAACAGACUCCAGUGAAGCUGAUGAGGAUUCUGCGGAAACAAAAGAGGAUACCAAAGAAGAAUCUACAGAAACCAAGGAAGCUUCAAACGACACAAAAAGUGGUGCUAAGUAAGCGCAAUAAACAACAAAUAAAUAAUCAAAAAUCCUAAUUACUCGCUAAGAAUAUUGAGUAACAAUAAAAGAGCAGAGCACAACGUCCAACAUUUUAUACAUAUAAAGAAAAGACUAGACGCUAACUUGAAGUUUUGUAUUUAUAAUAGGUAUUUUAAU